UGCAAUAGAUGAAUUGCUUCCUAGAGUUGACCAAAGGUUUUGUGUGAGGCAUAUGUAUGCCAACUUCAGGAAGAAAUACCCUGGUAAAAACCUGAAGCGUUUAAUGUGGAGGGCAGUUACAGCCACAAAUCCACAAACCUGGGAGAUGAAAAUGAGAAACAUAAGAGCAGUGAACGAAGAUGCUUAUAAGCAUUUGAUUGCCAUCCCUCCAAGGUAUUGGUCAAGAUCAAGGUUUACUGAAAGAGCUAAAUAUGACACCUUAGUAAACAAUAUGAGUGAGGGCUUCAACAAUGUCCUCGUUUCUACCAGGAGUAAACCCAUAAUUACUUUGUUGGAGAAGAUAUGGCUUUACCUCAUGCAAAGAUGGGCCAAGAACAGGUCAAGCAUAUCAUCAUUUACUAGAUUUAUUUGUCCCAAGAUCCUAUCCAGAUUUAGAAAGGAAUCUCAGUUAACUAAAAAUUGGAUUCCUAGUUGGUCAGACAACAAGCUAUUUGAAGUUCGUCACAUGUCUAACAAUGGAGAUAAGUUCGUAGUCAACAUAGAUGACUCCUCAUGCACAUGCAGAACUUGGAUGAUGACUGGAAUCCCCUAUUGUCAUUCAUUGGCUUCAAUGAAGUUCCUCAACAUUGAUGGAGAACAAUUUAUUGACUCUUACUACAUGAAGUCCAGAUAUGAGGAGACAUAUUCAACAAUUAUAUAUCCCAUAAAUGGAGCCAACAUGUGGAACAUUACUCCAUAUCCUGAUGUGUCUCCUCCACACAAAAGAGUAUUGCUUGGAAGACCAAAGAGAAAACGAAGACUAGAGCAAUGGGAAAUGAGGAAGGAUGAAUCAAGAAUGACCAAAUCUGGCUUGCGGAAAAGAUGUGGCAUAUGUAGAGAACAUGGCCAUAACAGAACUCGUUGCCCAUCAGCAACCCAAGCAGGAACUGUGCCCAGUACAUCAGCAACCCAAGUAGGAAUUGUGCCUAGUACAUCAGCAACCCAAGCAACUCAAUCCACUCAACAAUCUGAAAUAGCACAUCACUCUCAUCCUCAACCGUAGUACACAGUAGGAAUGCAAUUUUGUAAUAUUUUAAGGCUACAAAACAUUAUGUAGAAAAGCAGUAGAUGUAGGAAAACAUUAUGCUUUUGACAUCCAAUCACUGUUAUUGUGGUACUGCUGUUGAAAACUGAUGGAAA
Molecule: messenger RNA, 1179 nt
Organism: Vigna angularis (adzuki bean)
Lineage: Eukaryota; Viridiplantae; Streptophyta; Magnoliopsida; Fabales; Fabaceae
Exons: 3
Coding region: 53-1042 (329 amino acids)
Molecular function (GO): zinc ion binding
Source: RefSeq, a predicted model, not a curated record